AUGGUGGACUCUCCACUGCCUCCUGAACAGAUAAGGCUGCCUCCCAGCCCAACUGAACCCGAAUCCCAGGGCCACUCCUCUCAGGAGGCUGGCAGAUCAAAGCUGCUGGGAGAUGCUGCGCCAAUUCCCCCGCUGUCUCCCAACUUCCUCGCUCCUCCGCGGAACCGCUCACCGUUCGCACGAGCUCAUACUCGAUCCCGGUCUCUAGCUAGCUCUCUACCACAAUCGAUGACAAGAGCCCACUCUUCCCCGGGGUUGGACUCACGAGGACGUUGUAUCUUUCCCUCCUAUCUGGGAAGACCAUCGAGUCCAAUGGAUCACUCGACCAGAAGACACAGUCCUCUGCGGACGACAGAGGAUACAAGACCCCCCAGCCUGGCCUCUCUGACCAUCUCGGAGCAUGCUGAGCUCGAAACUGCUGUUGGCUCCGAUUCCACCGAUUCAGAACUACCGGCAACAUCCCCGCCAUCACCUCCAUCGAUUCACCACACUUAUCCCCGUUCCGGCCGUCGACAGCCGUCUCCUCUGAACACCACUUUUUCCAGCGCCAUAAGCAAUCCCACCAGCAGCCCGACUUCCUCACGUUCAUCCCCAGUCAUCUUGGCCACGAAAUUCAAUGAGCCUUAUCCCGGGGCUUCGCUCUCCUCUGCGUCUUCAAUGCCGUCGACUCCAACCAGCAUCCGCUCCCGUAGCCCGAGCAUCUCCUCUCUGGAGACUAUUCCAGACAUUCCCGAUGCCGAAGCAGCUGCUGUCGAAGCAGAUCAGAUUGCACAAUUAAAGCUGGCUGCAGACAACCAGGAGGCCGCAGCGGCAGCAUACGCUGAUAGUACUCGACGACGUUCAAAUGCCGACUGUCCUAGUCCUAGCAGUAUGCGGGGGUUUGGCGGCUAUGGGACGAGAGCCGACAAGCGGAAGCGGUGGAGUGUCUGUGGAGCAGAGCGGCGCCAAGAUUUCGAUUUGGAAACCAUCUGGGAGGAUUGA
Rasamsonia emersonii CBS 393.64 is the source of this 981-nucleotide messenger RNA. RefSeq lists its product as uncharacterized. Bases 1 to 981 code for a protein of 326 amino acids. The transcript has a single exon. The record is from RefSeq and is a predicted model, not a curated record. NCBI's taxonomy places the organism in Eukaryota, Fungi, Ascomycota, Eurotiomycetes, Eurotiales, Trichocomaceae.